Sclerotinia borealis F-4128 is the source of this 2070-nucleotide messenger RNA. Lineage: Eukaryota; Fungi; Ascomycota; Leotiomycetes; Helotiales; Sclerotiniaceae. The record is from the annotation of a GenBank genome assembly.
AUGGCGACAAAAAUAAAUCUUGAUCCGAAAAUUCAAACGGAACAGCGUCUCCUGAGUGCUCUUAAUGAACAUUCGCCAAAAGACUUCAUCCAGUCACAGGGGUUGAAAAUUGCCUUUGGAGAGUUCGUCGCACGAGGAACUGUGCAAGAGCUCUGGUGUCUUAUUCCACAAACUGAAAGAGCUAGUCUCCUAGAUUUAUACUCAGCACAUACUCCCCUUGACUUGAUCGACGACAGAUGGGUUCCAACAUGUUCGGUACAAUUGUCAAAACCACUAGCAUUGGAGCCGCGAUCACCAGAGCCAACAUUGGAGAAGCAACCAUCAAUACUAUCAUCAACACCACCAUCAGACUCGUCAUCAGAGCCACCAUCAGAACCACCAUCGAAGCCGGUAUCAUCAGAGCCGGUAUCAUCGGAGCCACAUUCAUCAGAACCACCAUCGAAGCCGCUGCCGCGAGAUAUUCCCAGCGAUAUUAAGAUCCAAGUCAACCGGUUAUUCAAAACAAUUAACGGUUUUCGAACCCCGCUUCCUAAGGAGACUUACGAAAAGUUGUGGACAUAUAAGGAGGGGAUAUUUGGAAAGCCAGCAAAGGGAAUUGCCGAGCAGGCUCUCAAUCUACAACAAGGUCGUCGUAGGAUAAAGACUGGCACUUCCGAAUAUGACUGCGCUUCACGCUUUAGCCUGCUUUUAUUAGCUCACUUUGUAGACCAUAUCGCAAGCUGGCCAACCACCACCAAGUUGACAUCGGGUCAAAAUCGACUUUCAAAUGCUUUCAAGAUAUUUGCCGGCAUGUCCAAUACUCCUAUUUAUGAAGUGAAAGAUGAUUACGCUAGAACGAAGCGCUACUGCGAACUAAUUGAGGCGGAAGGUCCUAGAACUCUUCUCGAAAUUGGACCUGAUAUGUCGGCGAUGUGGGAAAAGAAAUUAAUCAAACAAGACGUAAGAGAUGUCCUCCAUUAUAGAGAAAUCCGACGACAUGAGCAACGGCAAUGCGCAGGUUUCUCGAGCAAAGAUUUUGCCAAAGAAAGGCAAAUCCAGAACCAAGUCGCUGCGAACGUUAUAAUUGAUGGCCUUCAGGCUAAUGGUUGCACCAAAACCGAUUUCUUUUCGAGCAACACACCGUUGAUGCAGAUAGUUACACAAUACCUAGCAGGUCAAAUUGACAGUGUGACCCCGUCUAAAAAGCGAAAACGUGGAGGCUCAAUAAUGCUGACGAUAAUACAAGAUCACUCGGGCCUACCACGGGGUAGAGGAUCUGAAGAUGCAGAGAGACAUAUGUCAAACGAUGCCCAGCUCACACCUCCCCUGGACAGACGUACAACUAUUCGUGAGACGACGGAUGGGCGCAUUGGAGAAUUGCUUCUUGCUGCCGCUCUGUGUGACAGCUUAUCUCAAGAGCAAGGCCAAUAUCACGGUUCGCAGGAAUCUACUGCCGUUACUGGGAAAAACUUUGGGCCUGGUUUACAAACUUCAAACUCAAGUCAGGAAGCUGCUACCAUCAACCAACAGCAAAAUCCCGAGAAUGGCACUCGUCAGAUCAAAUCAACGUCACUAGAAUCUGUACGAUUUGACUUGGAGGUCCGUGAGGUCCGCGCCGAGAUAGAAUCAUAUCCUACAAAUGGAAAUCAGCAAGGUCUAAAUUAUUUUAUCAGUGGUGUGUCGGAUCCCGCUGUGGAGGGCAUAAGCCGAGAACAAUUGAUGCAGAAUGUUUCAACGUCAUUUCCUGCAAUUGCUAUGCCAGGUCCCGGUGACAGCACAAACUGUACUUUCUAUCCGGCUUGCUCUUUUUCGUUACUUGGGAGUGGGUCAGAAUAUCCUAAGGCGCUAAAUGCUGGCAACAAUCCGAACACACUUUGUACCUACUACAACACCCUGGACACUCUUGGUACCUAUGACCAGACGGCCUUGAGUUACAACAAUACAAAUGACGUCAGGAGCUUCAACCUUGACUACUACUUUGCAAGCUACUUUAAGAACCUAUAUCAAAAAGACAACACUCCAUAUAACUGGGAAGAAUACAGCCCGCUUCCGCCAGUAGACUCCCAACCAUACCCAGAUCAGUCGAUAUGA